AUGGAGUCCGCCGCCGUUCUCCGCUCCUUCCAUUAUUCUGUCAGCACAAGUUCUUAUCUGAAAUCUGUACUUGAACGACCUGGCACAGUUACCAUGAAUAAUGCAGCCCUUUCGAACCAAAAUAAAUUGCCUUUCUAUGGUGGAAAGUACAUAUCAUUUACAAAUAAACGGGGCGCAAUACUUGUAACAUGUGUGAAGGCCUCUGAAAGCACUGUGACAUCAACAUCCAGUGGUGAUCCUAAUGGAGCUAUUUUGUCAGAUAGUCAUCAAAAUGGAUUUGUGGAGAAGAAUCCGUUGCAAGCAACAUUCCCCAAGGGUUUUGAGGCACUGCUCACAGAAGUCUGUGAGGAGACAAAAGUCGCAGAGCUGAAAGUUAAGUUUGGAGACUUUCAAAUGCAUGUGAAGAGGAAUAUUGCAACCGCACCAACUCCUGCACCAAUUGUUUCACCCACAUCUGCACCACCUGUACCAACUAAACCAAUGAAUGAAUCAUCUCCUGUUGCUUCUCUACCAUCACCACCAGAGUCUUCUGCAGAAAAGAUUAGCCCAUUUACUAAUGUUUCUUUGGAUAAGGCAAAAAAGUUGGCAGCACUAGAGGCUUCUGGAUCAAGUGGCUAUGUUAUAGUAUCAUCUCCACAGGUUGGUUCAUUCCGAAGGGCCAAGACUUUGAAAGGAAAGAAGCAACCUCCUGCUUGUAAAGAGGGUGAUGUUAUCAAAGAGGGACAAAUAGUAGGCUUUUUGGAUCAGUUUGGCACAGAACUUCCAGUCAGAUCAGAUGUGUCUGGAGAAGUCUUGAAGCUCCUUUAUGACGAUGGUGAAGCUGUUGGUUAUGGAGAUCCCUUGGUAGCUGUCUUGCCGGCAUUUCAUGGUAUCAAAUAA
This is a messenger RNA of Fraxinus pennsylvanica, 879 nucleotides long. Lineage: Eukaryota; Viridiplantae; Streptophyta; Magnoliopsida; Lamiales; Oleaceae. The record is from the annotation of a GenBank genome assembly.